Diatraea saccharalis (sugarcane borer) is the source of this 1570-nucleotide messenger RNA. NCBI's taxonomy places the organism in Eukaryota, Metazoa, Arthropoda, Insecta, Lepidoptera, Crambidae. The record is from the annotation of a GenBank genome assembly.
AUGUAUUUGAGUGAAAAAUGACUUAAUCAAAGAGCAAAAAAGAGACAACUAAAAAGACAGAUUUCAUAAUUUGUCACUCAUUUAAUCUGACAUUUAUAAUAUAAAUCAACAAACACUAUAUCCAAAAGAAAUUGAUGAAAUCAACAUUUCUUAUUUAUUGUACAGUUUUGUAUUCGUGUAAUAAAAUUCAGUGAAUAUUUUUUCAAUGGCAGCUAUUUUGUAGAUGUCACUCGCUUCGUCUUUCAUUACGACGUUUUACUAUCAUGGCGGCUGCCGUCGGUAGAAUUUGUGGGGCACGACUUUUCAGAAAUACUGGCAUAGUUGGCCCCCAGGUAUGUCAGCUGUCCACUAGUGCUCAAGGAUGGACAAGAAAUAGAAAAUUGUUACUUUCUACAUUGGGUGUUGUGGGAGGUGGAGUAGGAGCCCUGCUCUUUGCUCUAGAACAGUCUGUGCAGGCAUCUGGCAGUGAAGCACACCCCCCUCACCAACCAUGGAGUCAUGAUGGCUGGUUUAAAUCUCUGGACCAUGCCAGUAUCCGACGUGGUUAUGAGGUCUACAAACAGGUGUGCAAGGCGUGUCACUCACUGCAGUACAUUGCCUUCCGAAACUUGGUUAAUGUCAGUCACACUGAAGAAGAAGCCAAGGCUGAGGCGGCAGAGGUAAUGAUAAAAGAUGGCCCAGAUGAAGAAGGAAACUUCUUCGAAAGGCCUGGCAAACUCUCUGACUACUUCCCGUCGCCAUACCCUAACGAAAAUGCUGCUAGAGCAGCAAACAAUGGUGCGUACCCACCGGAUUUGUCGCUGAUAUGUUCGGGCCGUAAGGGUGGCGAGGAUUACAUCUUCGCGCUGCUCACCGGCUACAUGGACCCACCCGCUGGCGUUACACUGCGAGAAGGACAGAAUUACAAUCCUUACUUCCCAGGAGGAGCCAUUUCUAUGGCACAAUCACUCUUUGACGAGGCGGCUGAGUACAGCGACGGCACGCCGCCGACGGCAUCUCAGUUGGCCAAGGACGUGGCCACUUUUCUCCGAUGGUGCUCGGAACCAGAGCUGGACGACAGACGACUGAUGAUGAUCAAGGUCAUCGGCAUGUUCUCCUUGCUGUCAGCCGUCGUAUACUACUUCAAACGACACAAGUGGGCGACGCUCAAGUCGAGAAAAUUAGCCUACAAACCCGUUUCUAAGAAAUAAACGCAGCCAUCAAAAAUUGUAGAAUAAACAAAACGUUUUUUAGACAUUUUUUUUCGAUAGGCACAGUAUGUUAUUUGUUUAUAAUUAAAUUAAUUUAUUUUAUACACCACGCGUUUACUUCUAACUUCGAGUUCUGGAAUCGUGUUGUAAACUGUUACCGAACAUACUGUAAGAUUUGUUUUCGUUCAAUUAAAACUAUGGGCGAUGCAUAUUUGCUAAUGUAUUUACUGAUUAUAGCGCAAUUUUUAGCUCUGUGCGACUGAUAAUAACUGCACAGUUAAGUUAAUAACUUAGGUGGUCUAAUGUUAACUGUGCUUGUGAUGUUCCAUGAAAGAUAAACUGUGAAUCAGUGUACAGUUGAAUAAAUGAGUUAUGAAUAA